GUCCUUAACUUCCGGGGAUGCGCAACAGCAGUGCCGUCCACCCACUUUUAUCGGAUUUAGAUGACAGUCCCUCUUUCUCACAAUGUGUAUUUCCAUCUUCCAGAGUUAACUUCAGUUGUAGCUGAAAGCGUAUUAGCAGGAAUCACUGGUAGUAGAGACAAAUUUUAGAGAAAAAAAAGGAAUUCUUACAUUUGGGCUCCCAUGAAAGACGAGGAUUUUCACAAUGAGGUCAUCAGCGAGUCGGGUUUGGAUCCUCAGGAAGCUUCAAAUGGGGUUGAAGCCCUUGACGAUGAUGGAAGACCCAGAAGAACUGGUACCUUAUGGACGGGCAGUGCUCAUAUAUUAACAGCAGUUAUAGGUUCGGGUGUUCUAUCUUUACCCUGGACUGUAGCGCAGCUCGGAUGGAUAGCUGGACCAGCAGCUCUGUUGAUCUUCUCCUUCAUAACCUUGUACACCUCCAUUCUCUUAACAGAUUGCUACAGAUCCCCUGACCCUGUUUAUGGGAAAAGAAACUACACCUACAGGGAGGCAGUAAGAGCCAACUUAGGUAGAACGAUGUUCUUGGUUUGUGGAUUGGUUCAAUAUAGCAUCUUUGUUGGGGUUGCAGUUGGCUUUACAGUUACUGCAUCGAAAAGCAUGGGGUCCAUAUACAAGACAAAUUGCUAUCACAAAAGAGGUCAUGAAGCCUCAUGCGAGAUCUCUGAUAAUUUCUUCAGUGUGAUUUUUGGGAUUAUUGAGAUCUUCCUGUCCCAGAUUCCGAAUUUCCACAAGUUGUCAUGGCUCUCAAGUAUUGCAGCAGUGAUGCCUUUUAUCUACACACUAAUAGGAGUGGCACUUAGCUUAGCAAAGAUUGUCUCAG
Molecule: messenger RNA, 859 nt
Organism: Macadamia integrifolia
Lineage: Eukaryota; Viridiplantae; Streptophyta; Magnoliopsida; Proteales; Proteaceae
Product: amino acid permease 1-like
Cellular component (GO): plasma membrane
Source: RefSeq, a predicted model, not a curated record